Molecule: messenger RNA, 195 nt
Organism: Meloidogyne enterolobii
Lineage: Eukaryota; Metazoa; Nematoda; Chromadorea; Rhabditida; Meloidogynidae
Source: the annotation of a GenBank genome assembly
AUGCCAGAGGAACUUUGGGCUGAAAAAGGCGACAAAAUUUCUGCUCUAAGUCCAUUACACAAUGAUGGAUUUAUUAGAGCAAGAAAUAUUAAUUUAAAUAGAGAAGGGAAUUUUCCAAUGUUUUUACUCAAAAAAUAUACAAUAUUUGAAAAAUUUUCGGCAUUUGAUAAUAUUAAAGAAUCUGACAUUCAUUAA